AUGAACCCAGGAGCCUGCUUGACGAACAUCAAUGAGACGCUGCAAACUAUUUUCAGUGUCGCCAUCAACGUUGCCUUUCCAGAUCUGGAGAAUCCGCCACUUGUCGUCGCACCAAACCAGCAGCCAAAAUUCGGGGAUUACCAGUGCAAUAGUGCCAUGGCAAUAGCACAGCUGUUAAAAUCCAAGGGACAGAAGGUAAAUCCCAGGGAAAUUGCUCAGAAUAUUGUCAAUAGCAUUCCCCAAAAUGAAGUAAUUGAAAAGCUUGAGAUUGCUGGGCCAGGUGAGUGUCGUUUAUUAAGUUAUUUUCUUUCUAUUUCACCUCUUCUGUUAAUCACACUGAAUCACCGUUAAU
This is a messenger RNA of Callorhinchus milii (elephant shark), 352 nucleotides long. Its product is annotated as arginine--tRNA ligase, cytoplasmic-like. Gene Ontology annotation, biological process: arginyl-tRNA aminoacylation. Gene Ontology annotation, cellular component: cytoplasm. The transcript is spliced from 2 exons. Lineage: Eukaryota; Metazoa; Chordata; Chondrichthyes; Chimaeriformes; Callorhinchidae. Bases 1 to 351 code for a protein of 116 amino acids. Gene Ontology annotation, molecular function: ATP binding; arginine-tRNA ligase activity. The record is from RefSeq and is a predicted model, not a curated record.